AUGUCGCACGUUGCCCAACAAUCUCUGUCGGCGCCGAAUGCUGUGCUUCUCACAACCGCACGUGUAUGCGUGCUCGAUCGACACGGCUCCUGGCAUACAGCUCGUGCCCUCGUCGACCAGAACUCAGAGUCGUCCAUCGUGUCAGAAUGCCUAAUGCAACAACUCAAACUGCCGAGAACCUCCGCUUCCAUCUCAAUUUUCGGCAUCGACAGGAAAAAAACUGGCGUUUCCAAGGAUAAAGCUACACUAACCCUGCAAUCACUCGGCGGAAGCUCUUCCAUCUCCGUCGAGGCUUUGAUACUGCCCAAGCUCACUUAUCUUUGCGGAUGGAUACAACGGAGAAGGACGCCUAACCUCCUUCUCGGUGCUGACGUCUACGCCUCUAUCAUCUGCCAGGGGCUGAAAAAAGAAAGAUCUCGUGAGCCCAUCGCCCAGCUAACCACACUGGGUUGGAUACUUUCCGGGAAUGUUGGCGAGGCGGCUACGGAACAUAGCAUCAACACUCUUCACUGCCAGAUUGAAGACGAUUUAACCAGGCUGGUGCGGCGCUUCUGGGAACAGGAGGAGCUUCAAGGUCCUCCCCAACUCUUCUCCCAAGCGGACAAGGAGUGCGAAAACUUCCGACGACAUCACUCCCGCAUAGCCGACGGCUGUUAUAUAGUGCGCCUCCCGACGAUCGAACCUCUUCCGGACCUCUCAGUCACUCGACGCGCUGCCAGUAAAAUACUGCAACAUGUCAUCAACAAAUUCUCAAAGAAAGCCAACUUUCGCCAGAAAUACGUCAAGUUCAUGAGCCAAUACUUAGACUUGAAUCACAUAAAGCCGACUCCGCUCUCGUCUGCUGGUUCUUCUCGCUGUGCCUCCUACUUGCAUCACAACGUACGCGAGAGGCAGCACCACUACAAAGUUAAGAGUGGUCUUCAACGGCUCCUGCUCCUUGUCUAA
Messenger RNA from Nylanderia fulva, 945 nucleotides. Lineage: Eukaryota; Metazoa; Arthropoda; Insecta; Hymenoptera; Formicidae. The record is from RefSeq and is a predicted model, not a curated record.